AUGUAUAAUAGCCAAAGUGCUUAUGAAUCGCUUGCUGAUGUCUGUGUUAAUUCGGCAAUGGCAAGCAUACGAAAUAUGACUGUGGAUCAGCUUAAUGACCUUCUUUACAAUGAAACACGUUUCGAUGCAUUGAUUGACAGUCUUCCUCAGAUUCGAUCACUUCCAACGGAACGAGAAGCAGGACUCGCACAGAAUAAAUCUCUAGCUGAAUGGAAUCUAGCACAGGAGCCGAAGCUGAACCAAUUACGAACACAGGUUAAAGCUCUCCACGAUCAAGCGGCUACACUGCGCUCGGAAGUUGAAUCCUUAAAAGCUAAAUUAGAUGAGGUUUCGUCUUCCAAAUCUCUUGAUACGACGAGCAACCUGUUGCAGGUCGCAGCCCAGGAAGCGGAUGAUGAGGCUGAAGUGAGAUAUUACACUUAG
Molecule: messenger RNA, 423 nt
Organism: Ostertagia ostertagi
Lineage: Eukaryota; Metazoa; Nematoda; Chromadorea; Rhabditida; Trichostrongylidae
Source: the annotation of a GenBank genome assembly